UCGCUUGAAGGACUUUGUGGCCUCCCGGCUAGGGAGAUUGGUGUGACCUCGUUCAGCUUGCGUCAGGCGAGGAGCAUGGUGACAGACAAGGACAUUGAUGGUGGGUGGGCAUGGGUGGUCCUGGCAACCACGUCACUAGGAAUGGUUAUAGCUGGUACUGUCGCUAUAGCAACUGGGUUCCUGCAAGUGGAGUUCCUGGAACAUUUUUCUCAGAGUACAGGCUACACCAGUCUCGUCAGUUCCAUGUUUCUGUGUCUGGAGCUCGGCAUGGGACCCUUCUCCAGCGUGCUGUGUGACAUGUUCAGCAUCAGAGUGGCCAUGGUGACGGGAGGCGUGCUGAUGUCUCUCGGCCUUAUCAUCGCCAGCUACACCACCGACCUCCUUCACCUCAUACUGGCAUUUGGGGUUCUCGGAGGUGCUGGUUUCGGCUUGACAUACACACCUCUCAACGUAAUACUCGGCCAUUAUUUCACGGACCGGCAACCCAUGGCCAACGGAUUCUCACUCGCAGCGUGUGGUUCAGGCUUGGCUUUAGGAGCCUACUUUGUGAUAUGGUUCAUUGAUGCUUACGGGUGGCGAAUGACUGUGUCAGCAUUGGCAUGUUGUAGUCUUCAGUUUUGUGUGAUCGGAUUCUCAUACUUCCCAACAAAACGCACCCCAACGACUUUUUGCUGUAAACGUCGUAAACGGACCCGUGUUGAAUGUCGUAAACCGGAAACGUGUUUGUGGUUUUUAAAAGAUGCAAGAUGGUGGAUAAUGUGCUCGAAUUACGGUCUUCUGAUGAUUGGCUACGCUAUUCAAAUUGUUCACUUCCCGGCAUAUGCAGAAUCGGUACAUGUACCCCAUGAUCUCCUUCCAGGGCUGUAUACUACCUAUGGUGUUGUUAUAACUAUAGCCCGGGUACUGUGUGGAGUUUUGUGUAACGACAACAACGUCGACCUCCAGAUGGUGUUUUUCAGUACCCAGGCCUUAGAAGGACUGGUCAUCGUAUUUAUGCCACUGUAUGCAAAAGACUAUGUUGGUAUCAUGACAUAUCAGAUACUGGUGUCACUUUUCUACGGAGCAAGCCUGGUUCCGUUAACGCCACUAGUUGUUCGACUGUUUGGUGUUGACAAAUUGUCAACAGUGUUCGGCUGGAUCAUGCUGUGGGGAGGCGCCGGUUCUUUUGCUGGCCCCGUGAUUGCAGGUUGGCUGCAUGACGUCACCUUGUCUUACUCCAGCGGGUUUCACGUAGGAGGUUUGUUCGUGCUAGUUGCCGCCCUGCUGGUUCUGCUCAUUCCCGGAUGUAAACUCGGGACGUCCGAGUCACCGCAUGAGGUUACCAUGGAAACACUAGUACACACAGAACAGACUGUUGUCAUACGUCCUCCAUUAGAUCUGUGAUAUGUGUCAUUGUAUCAUAAUAAUGACAUUAAUAAUAAUUCAGAGUUCAGAGCUCAACGCUCGCAAUAAAGUCAAAGUACAAAUACUUUUGUUGUACCCGUCCUUUCGUA
Messenger RNA from Haliotis rufescens (red abalone), 1493 nucleotides. Its product is annotated as monocarboxylate transporter 12-B-like. The transcript has 6 exons. The coding region runs from base 76 to 1383 and encodes 435 amino acids. Gene Ontology annotation, biological process: transmembrane transport; monocarboxylic acid transport. Gene Ontology annotation, molecular function: monocarboxylic acid transmembrane transporter activity. The record is from RefSeq and is a predicted model, not a curated record. Lineage: Eukaryota; Metazoa; Mollusca; Gastropoda; Lepetellida; Haliotidae.